AUGGACAAGAUCAAGGAACGUCUUCAAUCCCUCCGCACUGAGGCAGACAACGCAGUCGCGCGCGCAGAGGAGGCCGAGGCCAAGAACAAGAAGUACGAGCAGACGCUGCUCGAGAAGGACCAAGAGAUCACCUCGCUCCAGCACAAGAUCUCCGUGCUCGACAGCGACCUCGAGAAGGCCGAGCAGAAGCUCGCCGAUCUCAAGAGCGCGCAGGAGGACGGGGAGCAGAGCCGGACCGCGAACGAGGGCCUCCAGCGGAAGAUCCAGCUGCUCGAGGAGGAGCUCGACGCGGCGGACAAGAACCUGAAGGACGCCAUGGACAAGCUGAGACAGGUCGAUGUCAAGGCGGAGCACUUCGAGCGGCAGGUUACGCGUCUCGAGCAAGAGCGCGACCAGUGGGAGAAGAAGUACGAGGAGGCGCAAGAGAAGUACCGCGCGUCCAAGGCAGAGCUCGACGAGCUCGUCAGCAGCAUGGAGGGUCUCUGA
Trametes versicolor FP-101664 SS1 is the source of this 486-nucleotide messenger RNA. RefSeq lists its product as uncharacterized. NCBI's taxonomy places the organism in Eukaryota, Fungi, Basidiomycota, Agaricomycetes, Polyporales, Polyporaceae. Gene Ontology annotation, biological process: mitotic cytokinesis; actin filament organization. The coding region runs from base 1 to 486 and encodes 161 amino acids. The record is from RefSeq and is a predicted model, not a curated record. Gene Ontology annotation, molecular function: actin filament binding. Gene Ontology annotation, cellular component: actomyosin contractile ring; actin filament. The transcript has 4 exons.